CCCCUGCUGGUAGCAAGCACAGUGUUGCCGCAUCAGGAGACGUCACAGCUCAGCUAGCGGUUCGAGUGCUCCUUCCUAGGAAAGUGCAAAUAAAUAAUUGAUUGCAAAGAUUGAACCUCCCUGGGGCGGGCUAAACCAGAGAGAAAAUCUUGCUUCUACAUUGAGAGCGAUGAGCAAAGCCCUUUUUUUUUCUAUUGGCUUUGUUAUCUGUGGCCACGUGCGAGUAAACGAGGACUGGGUGCUGGGAGUGGAUCUCUCUGGUCCAACCUUGGGCGUGGCUUCUUUAGACGUAGUGCCUCGCUGGAGCAUUUCCCCCCUCCUUCUUUGCUUUGCUUUCUCCUUUCUUUUUCCUUCGCUCUUUAGUCAGUGAUUCCUUCUUCGACCAGACCUAGUGAGGUCAGCUCCUGAGUUCUACAGCAUUUUCUGAAGACAGCCUGGCCCCGCUUGGUACCUCGCGUGGACGCGUCUAGGGAAACAGCAGCCAGGCAGCUGGCAUCCUGGCUUUAAAGAUAAGGCAGUCGGCGAUGGCGGUGAUUAAGAAGGAAGAUCACCGAGUGAUGAAGUCCUUCAAUCCCUUUUGGGAAUGUGAGUCUAGAUAAACCAUCCGCGGCCGGCCAUGAAUCAGCUACCUGUCGGGGGCGCUGCCCCGGCUGCCUCUGCUGCUGCAGCUGCUGCUGCUGCUGCAGCCGCCACCGCGGAGCCUCGCCUGCAUCCUGAGGGCAGCAGCAGAAAGCAGCAGAGGGCUCAGUCACCGGCCAGACCCCGGGACAGUACAGUUCGACAGACAGCCACUGCCGCCAGGUCCCCGGUCGGGGCGGGCACCAAAAUCAACUCUGCCCGGCAGCAACAGCUUCAGCAGCAGCAGCAGCAGCAGCAGCAACAGCAACAGCAGGGAUCGAAAUCCAAUAGCAGUCGCCUAGUGACUCCCGCUGGCAUCCGGGGAGGCGGCGGCGGCAGUGGCGGUGGUGGUAGCAGCGGCGGAGGAGGAGGAGAAGGAGGGGGAGGAGGAAGGGGAGGAGGGGGAGGAGCAGGGGAAAAGCAGCAGCCUCCUGCAACGCUCAAAGGCGCCCCGCUGGGAGCUGUCCAAACAGGAGGUGGUGCUGAAUCAUCCCUAACCGGUACCCCAACCACAGUGGGGAACCGGAGACCCUGUCCCACUGAGGAGCCGCUUCGGGAUGGGGAAGCUGCGACCCCCAAACCAGCGGAGCAGGCUCAGCUAGGAGGAGGGGGAGGGGGAGGAGGAGGAGCAGGAGCAGGAGGAGGCUCCGGGGAAAGGGAGGGGGGCGCUCUGCAGCCGCCGCCGCCGCCGCCCAGGGGCUGGCGAGGUAAAGCCGGGCGCACGCCACAGAGGGGUGGCAGCAGCGGAGGCGAGGUGGCCUCCUCUUCUCCAUCCUCCUCCUCUUCUACUGGCAAAACCCCGGUCCCCACCAGUAGAAACCCUGGGAGUGUCGUUGCUGGGGGCGGUGGCGGCUACUGGAAAGAGGGAUGUCUGCAGUCUGAGCUCAUCCAGUUUCAUCUCAAGAAGGAGCGGGCGGCGGCGGCAGCAGCAGCAGCAGCUCAAAUGCAAACCAAGAGCAGCAGCAAUAGCAAUAGCAGCUCCCCAGUCGCCACAGCCGCCUCGGAGCCUCUUUCCUCCCCUUCCCCCUCCCCAAUGGCGGCUGCAGCAGAGGGCCUACAGCAGGGGGCAGGGGGCAGCCCAAGCAGCGGGGGGAUGCAGGCGGCUGCUCCGCCCUCGCCACCACCGCCGCAGCAGCUACAGGAACAAGAAGAGAUGCAAGAGGAAAUGGAGAAGCUGCGAGAGGAGAACGAAACCCUCAAGAACGAAAUUGAUGAACUAAGGACCGAAAUGGAUGAGAUGAGGGACAGUUUCUUUGAAGAGGAUGCCUGUCAGCUGCAGGAAAUGCGCCACGAGUUGGAAAGAGCCAACAAAAACUGCCGAAUCCUGCAGUACCGCCUCCGCAAAGCAGAACGCAAGAGACUCCGCUAUGCGCAGACGGGGGAAAUUGAUGGGGAGCUACUGAGAAGCAUGGAGCAAGAUCUCAAGGUUGCAAAGGAUGUCUCAGUGAGACUUCACCAUGAAUUGGAAAAUGUAGAAGAAAAACGUACCACAACAGAAGAUGAAAACGAAAAGUUGAGGCAACAGCUUAUAGAAGUUGAAAUUGCAAAACAGGCUUUACAGAAUGAACUGGAAAAAAUGAAAGAGCUAUCACUGAAAAGAAGAGGAAGUAAAGACUUGCAAAAAUCUGAUAAAAAGUCACAGCAGACUCCCACAGAGGAGGAUAGUGAAGAUCUGAAGUGCCAGCUACAAUUUGUCAAGGAAGAAGCUGCUUUGAUGAGAAAGAAAAUGGCGAAGAUCGAUAAAGAGAAGGACAGAUUCGAGCAUGAGCUACAAAAAUACCGGUCAUUUUAUGGAGACUUGGACAGUCCUUUGCCCAAAGGGGAAGCUGGAGGACCUCCCACCACGAGGGAGGCUGAGCUCAAACUUCGUCUGAGAUUGGUGGAAGAAGAAGCCAACAUUUUGGGAAGGAAAAUAGUGGAACUGGAGGUAGAGAACAGAGGCUUGAAAGCUGAACUUGAUGAUUUGAGGGGAGAUGACUUCAAUGGUUCAGCUAAUCCCCUCAUGAGAGAGCAGAGUGAAUCCCUCUCUGAGUUAAGGCAACACCUGCAGCUAGUAGAAGAUGAGACAGAAUUGCUCAGAAGGAACUUGGCUGACCUAGAGGAACAGAACAAAAGGAUCACAACAGAACUGAAUAAGUACAAGUACAAGUCUGGGGCCCAUGAGAGCUCAAGGCACCAUGACAGCGCCAAGACUGAAGCCCUCCAGGAGGAGUUGAAGGCUGCCCGUAUGCAGAUCAAUGAACUCAGUGGCAAGGUCAUGCAGUUGCAGUAUGAAAACCGGGUACUUAUGUCCAACAUGCAGCGUUAUGACUUGGCCUCCCACCUGGGGAUUCGGGGUAGCCCCAGGGAUAGUGAUGCUGAAAGUGAUGCUGGAAAGAAAGAAAGUGAUGAUGACUCCCGUCCACCACACCGCAAAAGGGAAGGGCCCAUUGGCGGAGAGAGUGACUCAGAGGAGGUCCGUAAUAUCCGAUGCCUCACCCCAACCAGAUCCUUCUACCCGACCCCAACCACCUGGCAAAAAAACUUCACAGACCGGCAGCAAAUGAAAGACAUCCGCUCAGAAGCAGAGCGUCUGGGAAAGACAAUAGACCGGCUGAUCUCAGACACUAGUACCAUCAUCACUGAGGCGAGAAUUUAUGUGGCCAAUGGGGAUCUAUUUGGACUGAUGGAUGAAGAAGAUGAUGGCAGCAGGAUCCGGGAGCAUGAACUGCUUUACCGGAUAAAUGCACAGAUGAAGGCAUUUCGGAAAGAACUCCAGACUUUCAUCGACAGGCUAGAAGUUCCAAAGUCAUCAGAUGACAGAAGUGCAGAUGAGCCAUUGUCUGUUAGUCAGAUGUUCCAGCCUAUCAUUUUACUUAUUCUCAUUCUUGUAUUAUUUUCAUCACUUUCUUACACAACAAUAUUUAAACUUGUCUUUCUUUUUACACUGUUUUUUGUACUGUAAGCUUUUCAUCAUUUACUGUUCAUU
Molecule: messenger RNA, 3586 nt
Organism: Dromiciops gliroides (monito del monte)
Lineage: Eukaryota; Metazoa; Chordata; Mammalia; Microbiotheria; Microbiotheriidae
Gene: MTCL3
Product: SOGA family member 3
Exons: 7
Coding region: 617-3562 (981 amino acids)
Biological process (GO): regulation of autophagy
Source: RefSeq, a predicted model, not a curated record